Molecule: messenger RNA, 1737 nt
Organism: Colletotrichum higginsianum IMI 349063
Lineage: Eukaryota; Fungi; Ascomycota; Sordariomycetes; Glomerellales; Glomerellaceae
Product: 2,3-bisphosphoglycerate-independent phosphoglycerate mutase
Exons: 5
Coding region: 1-1737 (578 amino acids)
Biological process (GO): glucose catabolic process
Cellular component (GO): cytoplasm
Molecular function (GO): manganese ion binding
Source: RefSeq, a predicted model, not a curated record
AUGGCCAAGACCGACCAGAAGGCCUGCCUGAACCCUCCGAGCCCCUCGUCGAAGCCCCGCGGUGGUAGUGGUGUUGGUGUUAGUGUUGAUGUUGGCGCUGGCGGCGUCUUCGUCGAGGCCGGUCAACAGAGCCAGGACACGCCCGGGGGAGGGGCCGUUCCUUCGCCUGAGCAGCGGAACCCCGAACCCCAACCAGACUACAUCCUCACCCUUGCCUACAUCAUCCUCUAUCUCCAGGAUGGCGACGCCAUCACCAACGCCGAGACCCCCGUUAUGGACGCCUUCGCUCAGAGCAAGACCGGAUACUGCGAGCUCGAGGCCUCGUCUCUCGCCGUCGGCUUGCCCGAGGGCCUGAUGGGCAACUCGGAGGUCGGCCACCUGAACAUUGGCGCCGGCCGUGUCGUCUGGCAGGACGUUGUCCGCAUCGACCAGACUAUCAAAGAGGGCAAGCUCCCCGAGAACGACGUUAUCAAGAAGACCUUUGAGGGUGCCAAGAACGGCAACGGCAGACUGCACCUCUGCGGUCUCGUCUCCCACGGUGGUGUCCACUCCAAGCAGAUCCACCUCUACAACCUCCUCAAGGCUGCCAAGCAGUUCGGUGUGCCCAAGGUCUUCAUCCACUUCUUCGGUGAUGGUCGCGACGUCGACCCCAAGUCCGGCGCCGACUACAUGGAGGAGCUCGUCAAAACCGCCGGCGAGAUCGGCAUCGGUGAGAUCGCCACCGUCGUUGGCCGCUACUACGCCAUGGACCGUGACAAGAGAUGGGAGAGAGUCCAGAUUGCCCUCGAUGGCAUGAUCAACGGCAAGGGCGAGGAGAGCACCGACCCCGUCAAGACUGUUCGCGAGCGCUACGCCCGCGGCGGCGACAAGGACAAGGACGAGUUCCUGAGCCCUAUCAUCGUCGGCGGUGACGAGGGCCGCAUCAAGGACGACGACACCGUCUUCUUCUUCAACUACCGCUCCGACCGCGUCCGCCAGAUCACUCAGCUCCUCGGCGACGUCGACCGCUCCGUGCUCCCCGACUUCAACUACCCCAAGAUCAAGAACCUCGUCACCAUGACCCAGUACAAGGUCGACUACCCCUUCGAGAUCGCCUUCAAGCCCCAGCACAUGGGCAACGUCCUGGCCGAGUGGCUCGGCAAGCAGGGCGUUGAGCAGGUCCACAUCGCCGAGACGGAGAAGUACGCCCACGUCACUUUCUUCUUCAACGGCGGUGUCGAAAAGGUCUUUGCCCUGGAGACCCGUGACGAGAAGCAGGAUCUCGUCCCCUCCAACAAGUCCGUCGCCACCUACGACAAGGCCCCCGAGAUGUCGGCCGAUGGCGUCGCCGACCAGGUCGCCAAGCGCCUAGCCGAGCAAAAGUUCCCCUUCGUAAUGAACAACUUUGCGCCCCCCGACAUGGUUGGCCACACGGGCGUCUACGAGGCCGCCAUUGUCGGUGUUGAGGCUACCGACAAGGCCAUCGGCAAGAUCUACAACGCCUGCAAGGAGCAGGGCUACGUCCUCUUCAUCACCGCCGACCACGGCAACGCCGAAGAGAUGAAGUUCCCCGACGGCAAGCCCAAGACCUCCCACACCACCAACAAGGUGCCUUUCAUCAUGGCCAACGCCCCCGAGGGCUGGAGCCUGAAGAAGGACGGCGGCGUCCUCGGCGACGUCGCCCCUACCGUCCUCGCCGCCAUGGGCCUGCCCCAGCCUGAGGAGAUGACCGGCAACAACUUAUUGACCAAGGCAUGA